AUGGAAAUAGUAAGCAUAGAGAUUCGUAAUUAUGAAAAAGUGUUAUUAUCACUAACCGUUGGUGCAAGUGUUGGUGUUUGGUGUUAUACAUUCUACCGAAAUCACACGAAAUCGAAAAAUGAAAAACAAACUAGUGAAUCAUAUCAACAAUGUUUCGGAAUUGCAAGAUCACCAAUUUCACCAAGAACAAAAAUGGUUUUGCCGAAAACGGAGUGUUGUUGUAAACAAAUUGAAUCGAAAGAUGAAUGUCAUUUAACAUCAGCUGAAUUGGCUAUAAUUGGAAGUCAAGAAGAGGAAACUGACACUGAAGGAGAAUUCACAUCAAUAACUUCACAAUCAGCAUCACAGAUUUCUGCGUCGAUUAUUAGUUUGGCACUUCCACCACCGACUCCACCAUCAAUUUCUGAAAAAUCAAAGAGAUCUGAAAUUUCGGAAACGAAACCAGAAGAAAAAGAAGAAACUGAAAAAGAGAAGGAAAAGGAAAAGGAAUCAGAAACAGUUACAAAAUAA
This is a messenger RNA of Caenorhabditis angaria, 510 nucleotides long. The record is from the annotation of a GenBank genome assembly. Lineage: Eukaryota; Metazoa; Nematoda; Chromadorea; Rhabditida; Rhabditidae.